This is a messenger RNA of Anguilla anguilla (European eel), 1012 nucleotides long. Its product is annotated as small ubiquitin-related modifier 2-like. Gene Ontology annotation, biological process: protein sumoylation. Bases 128 to 415 code for a protein of 95 amino acids. Gene Ontology annotation, cellular component: nucleus. The transcript has 4 exons. Gene Ontology annotation, molecular function: ubiquitin-like protein ligase binding; protein tag activity. NCBI's taxonomy places the organism in Eukaryota, Metazoa, Chordata, Actinopteri, Anguilliformes, Anguillidae. The record is from RefSeq and is a predicted model, not a curated record.
CUAUGUAUGAGAACGUCCAAGUAAUCGUGACCGCGCACGCAACACCGGUUUUAAAUUGGAUGCGUGUGCGUGCGCGCCCCCGUAGACUCUUUGUGUAGUGGCGUAGAGAGACGCGCUGAGUUUAGCCAUGGCGGACGAAAAACCCAUGGAAGGAGUGAAGACGGAAAAUAACGACCACAUCAACCUGAAGGUGGCGGGGCAGGACGGCUCGGUGGUGCAGUUUAAGAUCAAGAGGCACACGCCGCUCAGCAAGCUUAUGAAGGCGUACUGCGAGCGACAGGGACUGACGAUGAGGCAGAUCCGGUUCCGGUUCGACGGGCAGCCAAUCAACGAGACAGACACACCUGCACAGUUGGAAAUGGAGGACGAAGAUACAAUCGAUGUGUUCCAGCAGCAAACAGGAGGCCUCUAUUGAGACGUCACAUGACCCCCGCCCAUCUUCCUCCUCGUUACAAGUUCUUUCUUUCCAGAUACUGUUCUAUUUCCACCCUUUCCAUUGUCUCCACGGAAACAGACCCAUGCAAAAUUAGACAUUUUCACAGCUAUCCAUAACUACUGUUGUAUAGUGUUUUAAUUCAUGUUUUUUCCUCUUUAUUUUGUACAUAAGUAUAACUAAGAAACUCAUUUAGCUAUCCAGAAGAGGCAAUAACUACUGGAAGAGUCAGCUCAAGCCUGAUAUUGUGGAGACAGAUGGACAGCAUCAUGACAAGCGAAAGAAAAAAGAAAAUGAAAUUUUAAAAUUGACCCCAAAAAGUCAUUUUACACCUCAUUCACUGCGAGAAUGAGAUUGGCUGGUUAUCCAAACUUAAUUUUCUGUUAUCCGUUUCAGAAAAUUGAUUUUAUAUCUCUUUUUUUAUAUAUUGUAGUAGUUAUGUGUAGAAUAUAUAUUGUUUCAAAUGUAGAUCACAUUUAAAAUAAAGAGCCCAACCAAAGGGGUUUUAGUCAAGUUAAAGAUUUGUGUUGUCUAAUCAAUUUCUUGUUGAAAUAAAAUAUUUCUCCUUUUUUAAUUAAA